This is a messenger RNA of Zeugodacus cucurbitae (melon fly), 592 nucleotides long. RefSeq lists its product as uncharacterized. The transcript has 3 exons. The coding region runs from base 116 to 469 and encodes 117 amino acids. The record is from RefSeq and is a predicted model, not a curated record. NCBI's taxonomy places the organism in Eukaryota, Metazoa, Arthropoda, Insecta, Diptera, Tephritidae.
GUAAAAGUCGACUAUAAAUCGAAAAAGAAAAAUUAAAAAGUAAAUGUCAUUAGUUGUACACAGAUUUAGAUACAUGGCAUUUUUUUAUUAAGACUAUUUUAAUAUAAUAUUACAUAUGGGAGACAAAUUACCUGCUAGUCAACAAUCCAAACCCUUCCCAGGAUCACUUACUCCUGGUUGGAAUGAUCCACCUCUUCUAAAUAAUGUAACUCGACCGCCUGGGGGUACUCGGCUGAACCUCAACAAAAGGGUAGCAUUUCCAUUGAAUUCUACAUCCAUUACUGUGAAUAGCUCAGCGAAUUCAAUUCAACCCGAACUAUCGCCUUUAGCCUGUAUUUCUAAGCCACCCAAUUCAUUAGGAAAACCAAUGUUAAAUCUACAACCAAAUCAAGGAUUUCAUACUCAAAUGACCGAAAAAUCUAUAGAAGACGUAAAUAGCGUUAAUAAGCAGCAAGACAAGAAUUAUUAAUAAAUAUAUCAAUUAUUUUAUUAUUUCCUCAGAUGAAGUUGUUAUUUUGUAAUAAAUUGUUAUUAGAUCAUACGCUCCAUACAUAACUAUAUAAUACAAAUAAAUAAUCUAGUUAAGCUAAAA